CCUCUUUCUAAUUAAUUAUAAGUUGUUCUUGUAGGUUCUAACAUGUAUGUCUUGGUUUGCAAUUAAAACCAAAACACAAAACGCUCUUACAGCUCUCCGAUUCAUUCAAUCAUGGGCUCCGACGACGAUGAUCAUCAUCAUCAUCUCCGGAAGUUCGGAACCCGCCACAAGAUCAUGAUCUCUGCAAUUUUCAGUCUAUUCAUAGUUGUUCUUGUCAUUCUUUUCCUCCAUUUUUAUCUCCGAUAUCUCCAAAGGCGCCGAAGACAAUCCAGAUUAAUUAGUCUCGAACAGCAGAUUUCACGAGCCGAUCGCCAAAAUCACACCGCGGCGGCGGCGGCGCCUAAGGCCGGCCUGGACCCUGUCCUUAUAGCCAGAGUUCUGCCGGAAUCCAUCCACAAGCAAGCUGAUCAUCGCGGCGAAAUCGUAGAGUGCUCCAUUUGCUUGAGCAACAUCGAAGAGAAAGCCGCCGUCAGGAUUCUCCCAAAUUGCAAGCACAUAUUCCAUGUGGAGUGUAUCGAUAUGUGGCUUUUUUCCAAUACAACCUGCCCUGUCUGUCGGACGGCGGUGGAGCCAAUACUUACAGCGACGAACGAGCACGGCGAGGUUCCGACGGCUCCGCCGUUGGUGGAGGAGCAAUCCGGCUCUAGGUUUAGUUCGUUUAGAAGGACAAUGAGCAGAGAACGAUCUCAGGCGGUUCAUGCGACGGCUCCACCGUUGACGGAGGAGCAACCGAGCUCUCGGCUGAGCUCUUUUAGAAGAAUGAUGAGUAGAGACAGAGAGAGAUCAUUUAGGGUUCAUAGUUGUGGAGAAGCAUCUGUUCGAUCUGCAGAUUUAGAGAGGCAAUGAUUUCAAUUCUUCUAUACACUUUCUAAAUUUUCAAUUUGGCUUACAAUUUCUCUGCUGCAUGUACAGAUAGUUUUUAUUAAAAUCUAUUUGUGGCUCUGUUUUUUUCUUUGGUUAUUUCAAUAUUGUUCUAAUAACUGAGGAUUUUGAUUGGA
This is a messenger RNA of Benincasa hispida (wax gourd), 998 nucleotides long. RefSeq names its product RING-H2 finger protein ATL5-like. Gene Ontology annotation, molecular function: transferase activity. The record is from RefSeq and is a predicted model, not a curated record. Gene Ontology annotation, biological process: protein ubiquitination. NCBI's taxonomy places the organism in Eukaryota, Viridiplantae, Streptophyta, Magnoliopsida, Cucurbitales, Cucurbitaceae.